AAUUUUGUGUUUGUAACCGAAUGUGUUGUUUUUCUAAACAAAACUAAUUUUUCAAAUCAAUUUUUGGACGGAAAGCCAUCCCUGUUUCUCAUCGAGCCAUUACUGCCACAUUUUUAUAAAUAGUGUUCUAAAUAUUAAAUGUAAAUAAUUCGAUCAUAAUUUUGAGACUAGAGUCGAUUGAACAAAUAACAUUUUGACAAACGUAUUUGUUAAGUUUUAAAUUUAAAUAUUGAUUAUUAAUGAAGUUAUCGUAUAAAAUAUAAAUGUGAUGUCGUAAUAGCACCUCCUUCUCUAUCAAUACGCAAAGGAGAGGGCGAGUAAACAAGAGGGCGAGUGAAGGGUGAUUGGGAGUCCGGGACGUCCGUCUCGGUUGAGCGACACUGAGGUCUCGCCGAUUCCCCUCCUCCUAGUCGUCCUGCACCCACUAUUGGCCCCACUGGCUGGCGCGUCUCACUUCUCGUAGUUCUCGUCUCGCUGCCAGUGGCUGCUAGUCGGUGGCGGGCGCUCGUAGAGUAUGCGUCGUUUAUCGCGCUCGAAGGCCAGUAUUCUUCUUCCUCCUUUCUCGUCGUCUCUCUCCUUCGUGUACGUCAUUCGCGCAUUCGUAUCACGACGACAGUGAUCCUAGCAGCCUGACGUUACGCGACGCAUCGGCACGUGCCGGCGACCCGGAGUCCGGAGAUCGGCCGUGACGAUUCGAAUUUUUCGGAGCACACACACGACGUCACGACGUCACGACUCACGACCCCGGAUCGACGCGCUCCACUCUCGCUGCUCGCAUCGGUGCGUUUGUUUUGACAUGUGUGUAGGCUGCCAUAUUGGAUUACCGCAUCGCUGCUGUUGCUGUCGCCGUCGUAGUCGUCGUCAUCGUCGUCAUCACCGCUGCGGAGCACCCGGGCGUGAGACGCGACUUUCGCGCUAAAAAAAAGAUACGAAAGAAGAAAAUUUAUGAGACAGAACGAGAGAUAAGGAAGGAGAGGGAGAGGACUCGUAAUACGCUCAACUUACAUAACGCAAUUACCUCGGUGAUUUGUAAUGAUGAUGUGAAUCACACCUCUCGCUCAGAUGCGAGUCGCGCGCAACGCACACAUCGGCUGCGACGGAUAUUGACGACGUAGAAGAACAAAUGAUAUCAUUCACGAAGGCACUCUUGGUGGACAAGCUGCGUUCAUUCUACGUGUAUCGAACGGAUUGAUAAUCUUAACGAUCUAUUUGUGGAUCAGACAUGGAACCUAUCACAACGAUUGCGCGGCACAGUUAAGCGCGGGCGGUUGAUGCCUAAUGGCGCGGGCUGGAACGCAACGCUGGAGAAAUCCUGCUCCAGAAGGUGACGAUGUACAACGAUCGAUCGAGCUGUUGGACAAGGUGCUCUCAGAGUACGACGAGCACGACGCAGAGAGCGAAGGUGGCGGCGGUGGCAGCGGUGGUGGUGGUGGUGGCGGCAGCGGUGGCUGCGUCGGGAGCGGAAGUGGCGGAGGCAUCGGGGAUUGCGGCAGCAGCACGGAACCAAGCAUUGGCCUCACGCCCGACGACGAGAGUCCGUCCUUAGCAGGACACCAAUCCGAGGACGACGGUUACAUGAGCAUGAAUGGUCGGAAAGCGAAAAUGGCGCUACUAGCAUUACGUCCGGUUCCGGAUUGUCCAGAGCCUCAGGAUCCAGCAGGUGUUUCGACGCAGGAAUUUCCACCACCCCCAGAAGAAGCUGAACGUAUUAUUUCGACUCUUCUGCCAAUAUUGUCAUCUAUCAGUUACAAUUAUGUGUUUCGACUCUUAAUUUAUCGGAAUGUACUAUUAAUUUAAGAAAAUGAUAUAAAAAGUACAAUGACUGGAGUAUUAUUUUACAUAUAUAGAAAAACUAAAAAUUUAAUAAUGGUUUUAUCAUACAUAUGGUAACUUCGGUAUUUACGCCGCACAGGGAUUUACACCGCAAAAAUAAAAAAAAAAUAAAAGGAGGAUAAUUUGCAUGCAAUUACUCUAUUGUAUGCCUUUAUGUUAUAUUAGUAUUGUGUUAUGAUUUCAGUUUUUUAUUGUUAAUAUUAAUAAAAUUUUGCUGUCAAUUGAAUCGAUUUGUCAAUAUAACAAGUAGCGCAAUCAUAGCCCAUAAACAUAAAAUGAUUAUCAUAGAAUUGCAAAAGAUAAUUUGAUGAUAAGUAUA
Messenger RNA from Acromyrmex echinatior (Panamanian leafcutter ant), 2152 nucleotides. RefSeq lists its product as uncharacterized. Gene Ontology annotation, biological process: actin filament-based movement. Lineage: Eukaryota; Metazoa; Arthropoda; Insecta; Hymenoptera; Formicidae. Gene Ontology annotation, cellular component: actin filament. The record is from RefSeq and is a predicted model, not a curated record.